AUGGCUAAUGAGGACGACAUACCUAAGGGUGAACGUAGGCGUCAUGAAUUGACAACCGUGUUGAUUUUAUUGGAGGAAAUACUUCUGAAUCAUCAAAUCAAUAUGGUGCUCAUAUCUUUUAUAAUCACCCUCAUUGGCCCAGAAACUCGCAAGCGCAAACGAUUAGAUAGGGUUGGAAUUUCUCCUGUGCUCGACACAAUACCUGCUCAUGUUAAGCAUUUAGAUAGACUUGUUCGUGUCACUGAUCGGGCAUGUGUGGAUAACUUACGGAUGGAUAGGAACACAUUUGGGCGUCUUUGUCGUAUUCUGCGUGAUCGUGUAGGCUUGAUAGACCAGAAAUUCGUCACUGUAGAAGAACAAGUUGCUAUGUUUCUGUGUGUUCUUUCCCACCACACAAAAGCUCGGAUAGUUGGAUUCAGAUUCAUGCGGUCAUCACAAACCGUGUCAAAGUACAUACACACUGUGCUACGUGGGCUGCUGACGCUACACAAUCUUUUUUUAGUGAAGCCCACUCCUAUAGAUGAGGCUUGCUCUGACCGGCGUUGGAAUUGGUUUCAGGGAUGUCUUGGCGCAUUAGAUGGAACCUAUAUCAACGUCCGAGUUCCGGUUGCUGACGCACCUCGUUACAGAAAUAGGAAAGGGCAAAUCACGACAAACACACUUGCCGUAUGUGACCCACACCUACGCUUCACUUACAUUCUGCCAGGAUGGGAGGGAUCCGCUGGUGAUUCAAGGAUUUUGCGGGAUGCAGUUAGUAGUCCUAUCGGUCUAAAAGUGCCUAAAGGUUGUUACUACCUCUGCGAUAACGCUUAUGCCAAUGCCGAGGGGUUUAUGACGCCCUAUAAAGGAGUGCGUUAUCAUUUGAAGGAAUGGGGCCCUGGUAGGCAAGCACCUCAAAACCCGGAAGAGCUGUUCAACUUGAGACACACAAAGGCCCGAAAUGUCAUCGAACGAUCGUUUGCGGUGCUGAAAAUGCGAUGGGGCAUACUCCGCUCUGCAAGUUUCUACCCGAUAGAGGUUCAAACGGGUUUGAUCAUAGCAUGCUUCUUACUACACAACUACAUCAGAGGUGAAAUGGUUGUUGAUCCAAUUGAGGCAGAGUUGAGCAAUGAAGCAAAUGAUGAGGAAGAAAUUGAGGCUGAUACGGCUAAUAGUGAACAUAUCAGUAGCGUUGAGCCUUCAACAGCGUGGACCAAGAAACGAGAUGAUCUUGCAAGAGCUAUGUGGGCGGAGAGAACUGCAAUGUAA
Messenger RNA from Salvia splendens (bonfire salvia), 1248 nucleotides. RefSeq names its product putative nuclease HARBI1. The transcript has 4 exons. The record is from RefSeq and is a predicted model, not a curated record. The coding region runs from base 1 to 1248 and encodes 415 amino acids. Lineage: Eukaryota; Viridiplantae; Streptophyta; Magnoliopsida; Lamiales; Lamiaceae.